AAAAACUACAAUAUAAAAUUUUUUCAAAAUCAUAAAUAAUUAAAACACAAAAAUUAAAAAAAAAUUGUAAAUAAUUAUUAAAACAUACCAAUAAACAGCUAAAAAUAUUUCGAAUUAAUAAAUAUUAAAAUUUUUUAACAAUGUAUUAAAACAGAAAAAAGAGAUUUAAUAAAAAAAAAAAUUAUUUUAGAAAAAAAAAUUUUUUAAGCUUUAAAUCAGAUAUUAUAAGAAAAUAUAGUUGAAAAGUGAACAGUAAUUGAAAGAAAACUUUUUUAAUACAUAAAAAACAAGUGCUACUGCAAGCCACUCCCCUUGCACCCCCAUGUUAAGAAAGUGAAAUUUCGCUCGCACACAUAUAAAAGAAAAGUGCAAACAAUAUUCAAGUGUAAAUUCUUAACACCAGUGCUUAAAUCAUAAAGCGACAAUAUUUUCAUCGUCAACAACUACAACAACAGCAACACAAUGGGUACGAAAUCGCCCGGUGCACCGCAACGUUGUCGGCUGAUAUUACAGCGCUGUCUCGCCAUACAGCUAAGCAAACCCGGUCAUACCCCGGAGGACUUUUGGAUGUACGAUUCGGGUUAUAUGAUCUUUCAGAAUUUUCUCGCCGCCAACGCACAAUGUUGGUGGAAUGCCCCACUCACCGCCGCAACACGUGCGCUCAAAUAUGCCGGUCAUGUAGCGCCCGGCAUGCUAUUGGUGACAGCCGAACCAUGCGCACUGGAAGUGCUACGCGGUGCCUAUGCGCGUAGCGUGCUGAAACCACCAGCGACUUAUGUCAUCAGCUCAGUCGGUGAUAUCGAUGACUGCAUCGUAACACCGACUGUGCAAGGACAAUUUACCCCACUGCCUGAGGCGCUCUGCGAUGUCAUUAUGGAUCUUACCGCAGAGGGUCACUCGGCCACCAUAGAGAAUGUGCGCAUCAAAUUGAGCAUACGAUUUCCGCAUAUGACACCGCCAGCCACCGAAGUUAUCUACGAUACGCUAGCACAAUUGAUGCAGGAACAGAAGAUAUAUCAAACCGCGAAGGGUUACUUCAUCUUUACGCCAGAACGUCGCCGCAGCCGUUCGAGACCGCGAGCCAUGCGCAAUGGUUAUCAAGAUUUUGAAGAGACCGAUGAAAUACCUCAGGAGGCGCGCACAAUGCUUAUGACCAAUGCGGAGGCGCUUCACUCAUUGUACGGUGAAAUCUCCACAGAACGCGACGGCGAUCUAACGCAUCAAUGCAUACAAACCAAUUUGGCCGAUGUCAUAUGCGGCGGCAAUCCAAAUGACAAAAUACUUUAUCCACGCGCCGCCAAAAGACGCAGCGCCUCAUUUCCAACACCGCGCAGCCUGGAGAGAAGACAUAGUCUGCGCUUGUUUGGCUCCUCAAAGCGACUGCAGCGUUGCGCGUCAACACGAAGCCUCUCAAAGACAUACGCACAAACUUUAGCCACGGACAGUAGCAGCUCGGAGUACCAAAGCACAGAUUCUUCGUCACCAAAAAAGGGAUCUUUGCUAUCGCGCCUCUUCCGACGUAGUGGACGCGCCAAACAACGUCAAAUCGAAACAUAUUCAGCCCAGUUCCCGCCUGCCGAGUGGUUCAAUUCUCGUGCAGUGCAUUUACAUAGUGUUGGCACACAAACCGCCGAUCACGAUAUGCCGGUGGCGCAUACGCUCUCCAAUUCCACAUUUUACGAUGGUUCUGAGUUGAGUCAACGUUCACUGACACUGCCACGCCGACAUCGACGACACAUGUCCAGCGAUUCGACCUUCCUUAUAUCGUCGCGCGAUUGUUCGCCCAUACGCCGACGUUCACCAGUCUACUGCAGCAGUUCACUGCCCCGUUCAACACAAUCCAUACCGGCUACAGCGAGCGGUACAACGAACAUAACCAACGCACCGACGUCGGCGACCAAAACGAAUCACUCCACCGCGACACUAUCACGCCUCUCAGCACCAAACCAUACAACAACAGCAAGCGCUGUAGCCGCCGCCGCCGUGUCAGCGAACGCACAGAAAUCUUCCUCAAAGAGUGUUAUUGGCAAACACAUUUUCGAACAGUCGCCCUCGCGUACCAGCGGUACGCUAAAAGCGCCAGCUACAAAGCGACAGUCAGAUAAUAUCAUAAUUAACGGUUACGCCAGCAAUUUGGAUAGCGGCAAGGUGAGCUAUCGCAGCGUACAAAGCGGUCCGUCUAGUUUGGAAUCGGGCAAAGCCUCAUCCAUGCUUACAUCGGGACCGUCGAGUAUCGAUAGCGGUAAGGUGUCAUUCAGCAAAACCAGUGGUCAUUCUAGUCUUGACUCGCAGUGUUCGACCAAUACGGCGGUGGUGCAACCAAGUCCAGCCAGAUCGAUACUCGUAUUGAACGGUUCGCCGCGCGGCACACCGCGUCAUCAGGCAAUGCGUGCACGCGCCGCCGAACAGACGCAACGGCAACGUGCCUCGACGCCAUCGCGUAUACUCGAGGAAAUCACCAACCAACAAAAGCCGCUGCCGGGCCGCACCACAAGCAAUACCGGCGGACAAUCCUAUUACAAUGGCAUACCGAAUUCGAAUUCGAACAACUCGAUCACACUGCAGGUGACCACCAGCAAUGGCAGUCAAAGUAGUAUACCAAGCACAAAGAUUUAUGUGCAGAACUCACCAGCGCGUAGCGUUAUAACGUUGGAGAAUGGCAAACUGAUGGAGAAUUCGAAUGUCUACAUCAUUAAUAAUGAGACGACAACCAAUGAGAAGGGUGAGAUCAUUAAGAAGACGCUCUCGAAGCAGGAAACUGCGCCAAUGAGAAGUCAGCAGCAACAAAAAGAGCAACAGAAAAGAAAUUACGCACAGGCGCAUGCGCAAACACACAGCCAAACGAAGUCAAUGCAACAGCAGCAGCUGCAGCAGCAACAACAACAACAGCAGCAAUCGACAAAUAUUCAACAAAUCUACAAAGACAAUUCGAUUAGCGAGAAUGAGGCGAACUCCGAAACUUGCGACUCCAUUUCGUUUAUCAGCGAAACAUCACCGGACAAUUUGGAUACGCUCAGCUCCACCGAAGUUAUUGACAACUCGAAAUUCACGAAGAAUAUCAACAACGACGCCACAAUGAAUAACAGUCGUAAGCUUUGCUUACAACUGCCGCAACACGGCUCCAGCCAUAUUGUCUACAAAAAUAAUGUGUUGAAAAACGAAUCGAAUCCGAACUCACCCAGCGGCGAGAAGACGCUCGCAAUGGCGGCGCUCGCAGCUAAACAAGAUUUCGAAAUUGCCGGUUCGGUUGGUAAUUUACGCUUCUACGAAAAGAAUACCAAGGACACAACACACGCGAAAUUAAUGAACUCACAUUGUGAUUUAAAGAAUCUAAAUCGUUACGAGUCUUCCGGUAAUCUACAAAAGACCGGCAAUAUUCUGCAAUCGAAUCCAGCCAUAAAUAGUGACGAUCUGGCGCAUAUAUUGCAAAAAAACAUAAUUGCCGUUGGCAGCGAGCCGAAUUUAGCUUUAAAGGACAAUAACUGCAGUAACGCGAGUGAUAAGUCCGUCGAAAAGGAGGCGCUCGAUCGACGCUUCAGCUUGUCGAAAGACCCCAACGGCCCGGUCAGCGCCAAUGCAACCGGCAAUGAAGACCUCUACAACUUUCCCAGUCUAACGGAUUUGUCCUUUAAUUUUACCUCAUUGGCGGCGCAGAAAAUCCUACAGGGUGUCAGCCUGAAUAGCAUCGAUACGUUGGUGGAGCUAAAUAUGGCAGCUGCUGCUGCGGCGAAUAAGGAGAAGCAACAGAAUAAUCAACCCACGCCUGUGUGUACCGACUACGGUAUGGUGUAGCGGCUUGAUUGAUAGACGACCAAAUGAAAUUCAAUAAAAAAAAUUGCGUUAAUGCGCUGAAAUGAGCUUAGGUCAAUUGAGGAUGGAGCAGGUUGUUAUGUCGGUGGCUUUUUAGGUGGCAAUGGGGCAAUGCAAAGGGCACGCAUGGUCAGUAUGAUGGCGCACAACUUCAACUUACUAAAUAUUCGUACUACUAAUAAUCUUAAACUAAAAACAAACAUUGAAAACGUAAAAAGAUAUUUACUACUCGAAUUUAGAAAACGGAUACGGAACCAGAAUAGAUGCUAUUCUUGUUCAAGCAGUAAUUUUUUCCCAUACUGUAGAUAAAGUGGCAUAUUUGGAGUUAGUGUAA
Bactrocera oleae (olive fruit fly) is the source of this 4144-nucleotide messenger RNA. It is a transcript of the gene ko, whose product is annotated as Stork-head domain-containing protein knockout. Gene Ontology annotation, cellular component: cytoplasm; nucleus. Lineage: Eukaryota; Metazoa; Arthropoda; Insecta; Diptera; Tephritidae. Gene Ontology annotation, molecular function: RNA polymerase II transcription regulatory region sequence-specific DNA binding. Gene Ontology annotation, biological process: regulation of transcription by RNA polymerase II. The record is from RefSeq and is a predicted model, not a curated record.